CCUCUGAAAUCAGUCAUUCGACUAAUACAAAUACUUAAAUCUUAUAGUAAUACACAUGAAUUACAACCCAAAGAAUGUCAAGAAUUGUGGAAAAGGUGUGAAGUAUUGUGUUCAACAAUUAACCCAUUGGAAAGAAUCAAAUAUCAAGAAAGUGGAUGUUGUCUCAUGUCACCUAUACCUACUACAGAUGGUUUUAAACCAUUAUUUGAACCGUURUUUUCUAGGAGAACAACAUUUGCACUUUAUAAAGAAGUAUUCCAUGUGGAUCAAAGAUGUACGUGUAUGAAAUUUAAUGGUAUUGAAGAAGAAUGUAAACAUCCAGAAUGCAAACAGAAUUUGAAGUGCUCAAGUUUACCAUUAGCAACAUGUUUACCAGCUGAAAAUUGGAAAAAAUAUUACGGACAAGCUACAUAAUAUUUGAUAUGCUGAUCGAAUAAUAUUUAUAAUAUU
This is a messenger RNA of Diuraphis noxia (Russian wheat aphid), 450 nucleotides long. RefSeq lists its product as uncharacterized. The record is from RefSeq and is a predicted model, not a curated record. NCBI's taxonomy places the organism in Eukaryota, Metazoa, Arthropoda, Insecta, Hemiptera, Aphididae.